CGCCCCGCCCCUUCCAGCGGUGGGGUUUCCGCGCGCCCGAUUUGCCGCGGUAAAGUUGUCGGAUUCCCGCGGGCUGUCACUAUGUCCGGCUUCGACGACCCCGGUGUUUACUACAGCGACAGUUUUGGGGGGGACGCGUCUGUGGACGAUGGUCAGGUUCGGAAGUCGCAGCUGCAGAAGCGGUUCAAAGAGUUCCUGCGACAGUACCGAGUGGGCACGGACCGGACGGGCUUUACCUUCAAAUACAGGGAUGAGCUGAAACGGCACUAUAACCUUAGUCAGUACUGGGUAGAGGUGGAGAUGGAAGACUUGGCCAGCUUUGACGAAGAUCUCGCUGAUUAUCUGUACAAGCAACCAGCAGAGCACCUGCAGCUGUUGGAAGAAGCAGCAAAAGAAGUUGCAGAUGAAGUGACUCGUCCUCGUCCUUCAGGAGAGGAAGCUCUUCAAGACAUUCAGGUCAUGCUGAGAUCUGAUGCCAACGCAGCCAACAUCCGCAGCCUGAAGUCUGACCAGAUGUCCCACCUUGUGAAGAUCCCUGGAAUUGUAAUUGCAGCAACCCCUGUGAGAGCCAAAGCCACCAAAAUAGCCAUCCAGUGCCGCAGCUGCCGUAACACCAUCAGCAACAUCGCGGUGCGCCCAGGCCUGGAGGGUUAUGCUCUCCCCAGGAAAUGCAACACAGAACAAGCUGGCCGCCCAAAGUGCCCGCUGGACCCGUAUUUCAUCAUGCCAGAUAAGUGCAAGUGUGUGGACUUCCAGGUCCUGAAGCUACAGGAGUCCCCAGAUGCUGUGCCACACGGGGAGAUGCCCCGGCACUUGCAGCUGUACUGUGACAGGUACUUGUGUGACAAAGUUGUCCCUGGGAACAGAGUCACUAUCAUGGGCAUCUACUCCAUCAAGAAGUCUGCCCAGAGCAAAAACAAAAGCCGUGACAAUGUGGGCGUGGGCAUCCGAAGUGCUUACAUCCGUGUGGUGGGCAUCCAGGUGGACAUGGAGGGCUCAGGACACAGCUUUGCUGGCUCAGUGACCCCACAAGAAGAGGAGGAGCUUCGUCGCCUCACUGCCAUGCCCAACAUCUAUGAGACCAUUGCCAAGAGCAUUGCGCCCUCCAUCUAUGGCAGCACCGACAUCAAGAAGGCCAUUGCCUGCCUCCUCUUUGGAGGCUCUCGCAAGAGGCUUCCAGAUGGACUGACUCGCAGAGGAGACAUCAACUUACUGAUGCUGGGUGACCCUGGCACGGCCAAAUCGCAGCUGCUGAAGUUCGUCGAGAAGUGUUCGCCCAUCGGGGUGUACACCUCAGGAAAAGGCAGCAGUGCUGCUGGCUUGACAGCCUCUGUCAUCCGUGACCCUUCCUCCAGGAGUUUCUUCAUGGAAGGAGGAGCUAUGGUGCUGGCAGAUGGUGGAGUGGUGUGCAUCGAUGAGUUUGACAAGAUGAGGGAGGAUGACCGUGUGGCCAUCCAUGAGGCCAUGGAGCAGCAGACCAUCUCCAUUGCUAAGGCAGGAAUCACAACCACGCUCAACUCCCGCUGCUCAGUGCUGGCAGCUGCCAACUCUGUCUUUGGGCGCUGGGAUGAGACCAAGGGUGAGGAGAACAUUGAUUUUAUGCCCACCAUCCUGUCCCGAUUUGACAUGAUCUUCAUUGUCAAGGAUGAGCACAACGAGCAGCGAGACAUGACUCUGGCCAAGCACGUGAUGUCCUUACACGUCAGUGCUUUGACGCAGACCCAGGCCGUGGAGGGAGAGAUAGAGCUGAACAAGCUGAAGAAGCUCAUCUCCUUCUGUCGAACGAAAUGUGGCCCUCGGCUGUCCGCAGCAGCAGCAGAGAAGCUGAAGAACCGCUACAUCUUGAUGCGGAGCGGCACUCGCCAGCACGAGCAGGAGAGCGACCGCCGCUCCAGCAUCCCCAUCACUGUCCGGCAGCUAGAGGCCAUCGUACGCAUUGCUGAGUCCCUGGCAAAGAUGAAGCUUCAGCCCUUUGCCACCGAGGCUGAUGUUGAGGAAGCCUUGAGGCUCUUCCAGGUGUCCACGCUUGAUGCGGCCAUGUCAGGCAGCCUGUCAGGGGCAGAAGGCUUCACGACACAGGAGGACCAAGAGAUGCUGUCCCGCAUUGAGAAGCAGCUGAAGCGCCGCUUCGCCAUCGGCUCUCAGGUGUCAGAGCACAGCAUUGUCCAGGACUUCAUGCGGCAGAAAUACCCAGAACAUGCCAUUUACAAAGUGCUGCAGCUGAUGAUGCGGCGGGGGGAGAUCCAGCACCGCAUGCAACGCAAGGUCCUCUACCGCAUCAAGUGACCUCCCUGUCCUACCCCCAGGAGGAAACUGCUACUGCCUUACACCAGCCUGUGGGGACAGAGAGCUCUGUGGGGUUGGUGCCUGCUCCUGGAAGAAGCUUUUCCUUGGGGAGCCAAACAACCCCCCAGAAACUCUAUCUUGAGACCAGGGUUGGGGGUGGUCAGGGUUGCCCUUGGGUACAUUGUCACUGUGUCACAUCAGUGUUUCUUUAAACU
Calypte anna (Anna's hummingbird) is the source of this 2501-nucleotide messenger RNA. RefSeq names its product minichromosome maintenance complex component 5 (gene MCM5). NCBI's taxonomy places the organism in Eukaryota, Metazoa, Chordata, Aves, Apodiformes, Trochilidae. Gene Ontology annotation, cellular component: MCM complex; nucleus. Gene Ontology annotation, molecular function: 3'-5' DNA helicase activity; ATP binding; single-stranded DNA helicase activity. Bases 82 to 2286 code for a protein of 734 amino acids. The record is from RefSeq and is a predicted model, not a curated record. The transcript is spliced from 17 exons. Gene Ontology annotation, biological process: DNA replication; double-strand break repair via break-induced replication; DNA replication initiation.